This is a messenger RNA of Equus quagga, 3334 nucleotides long. RefSeq names its product polycystin 2 like 1, transient receptor potential cation channel (gene PKD2L1). Bases 1 to 2853 code for a protein of 950 amino acids. The transcript is spliced from 19 exons. The record is from RefSeq and is a predicted model, not a curated record. Gene Ontology annotation, biological process: potassium ion transmembrane transport; detection of mechanical stimulus. Gene Ontology annotation, molecular function: muscle alpha-actinin binding; sodium channel activity; calcium ion binding. NCBI's taxonomy places the organism in Eukaryota, Metazoa, Chordata, Mammalia, Perissodactyla, Equidae. Gene Ontology annotation, cellular component: membrane.
AUGGCUCUGCCUCGCCCACAGCUGCGCGGCGCUAACCUGAGCCCGCUGAACUCGCUGGGCCUCCCGGCGGGCGGUCGCGCACACGCACCCUCCUUCCACGUCUUUGCCUCCUCAAAUACCAUCCCAGGAACCUUCCUCUGGGAAGAGGAGAAGAUAGAAACUUCUGUACCAACGAUCAGCUUCUCAGGAAGGCAGGCACCUGGGAUCGCCUGGGUGGAGGACUACGGAGCUCCCUUGUCGGCCACUGGUCUCAGGGCUGCGGGAGAUGGGGCCCCUGCUGCCUUCUUCCAUGGGGCCUCGGAGGAGAUAAUUGUACCGGAAACCUUUGACUUUGAGCUGGCUCCUAAGAGUUUUGAGGAAAUAACCAAUUUCGGGAGUGAAAAACUGGUUGGGUUCCAUGUCUCUGGAAAGAAGCUAAUGCAAGAGUUCAAGCUUAGCUCAAGUCAUACUCCAGUGACCAUGAAGGACAAAGAUUACUGUGCCAGGUCCCCCACCUCAUUCCCUCUGAAUGCUAUGGAAAGUCCCAAGAGGCAGGAGCUGCAAAAUCUGGGGAGUGGAGCCUGGGACAACCCUGCCUACAGUGGUCCCUCCUCCCCACAUGGGACGCUGAGGAUCUGCACCAUCUCCAGUGCGGUACCAUCCAAGCCCCAACCCAAGAAGCCUGAAGAUGGACCCCAGGAGAAAUCACACAGGACCCUGGUUUCCAGCUGCUGCCUCCAGAUCUGUCGUGGUAUCAGAGGACUCUGGGGAACAACCCUGACUGAGAACACAGCUGAGAACCGGGAACUUUACGUCAAGACCACCCUGCGGGAGCUUUUGGUGUACAUCGUGUUCCUGGUGGACAUCUGUCUUUUGACCUAUGGAAUGACAAGCUCCAGUGCCUAUUACUACACCAAAGUGAUGUCUGAGCUCUUCUUACAUACUCCAUCAGACACCGGAGUCUCCUUCCAGUCCAUCAACAGCAUGGCGGACUUCUGGGAUUUUGCCCAGGGCCCACUACUGGAUGGUUUGUAUUGGACCAAAUGGUACAACAACCAGAGCCUAGGCCAUGGCUCCCACUCCUUCAUCUACUAUGAGAACCUGCUACUGGGGGUUCCGAGGCUGCGGCAGCUGAGGGUCCGCAAUGACUCCUGCACGGUGCAUGAGGACUUCCGCGAUGACAUUAUGAACUGCUAUGACGUCUACUCUCCAGAAAAGGAAGAGCAGCUCCCCUUUGGGCUCCUCAAUGGCACAGCGUGGACAUACCACUCAGAAGAUGAGCUGGGGGGCUCCUCUCACUGGGGCCGGCUCACAAGCUACGGUGGAGGUGGCUACUACCUGGACCUUCCGGGAUCCCGACAGGCCAGUGCAGAGGCACUCCGGGACCUUCAGGAGGGCCUGUGGCUAGACAGGGGCACUCGGGUGGUCUUCAUUGACUUCUCCGUCUACAAUGCUAACAUCAAUCUUUUCUGUAUUUUGAGACUGGUGGUGGAGUUUCCAGCUACAGGAGGUGCCAUCCCAUCCUGGCAAAUCCGCACAGUUAAGCUGAUCCGCUAUGUCAGCAACUGGGACUUCUUUAUCAUUGGCUGUGAGAUCAUCUUCUGCAUCUUCAUCUUCUACUAUGUGGUGGAGGAGAUCCUGGAGCUCCACAUCCACCGGAUUCACUACCUCAGCAGCAUCUGGAACAUUCUGGACCUGGUGGUCAUCUUGCUCUCCAUUGUGGCUGUGGGCUUCCACAUAUUUCGAACCCUCGAGGUGAAUCGGCUGAUGGGGAAGCUCCUGCAACAACCAGACAUGUAUGCUGACUUCGAGUUCCUUGCCUUCUGGCAGACACAGUACAACAACAUGAAUGCCGUCAACCUCUUUUUUGCCUGGAUCAAGAUAUUCAAGUACAUCAGCUUCAACAAAACCAUGACCCAGCUCUCCUCCACACUGGCCCGCUGUGCCAAGGACAUCCUGGGCUUUGCCGUCAUGUUCUUCAUCGUUUUUUUUGCCUACGCCCAGCUCGGCUAUCUGCUUUUCGGGACCCAAGUGGAAAACUUCAGCACUUUCAUCAAGUGCAUUUUCACUCAGUUCCGGAUCAUCCUUGGGGACUUUGACUACAAUGCUAUCGACAACGCCAACCGCAUCCUGGGACCUGUCUACUUUGUCACCUACGUCUUCUUCGUCUUCUUUGUGCUCCUGAACAUGUUCCUGGCCAUCAUCAAUGACACAUACUCAGAAGUCAAGGAGGAGUUGGCUGGACAGAAGGAUGAGCUGCAGCUUUCUGACCUCCUGAAACAGAGCUACAACAAGACCCUACUGAGACUGCGUCUGAGGAAGGAGCGGGUUUCAGAUGUGCAGAGGGUCCUGCAGGGUGGGGAGCAGGAGAUCCAGUUCGAGGAUUUCACCAACAGCUUGAGGGAACUAGUGCACGCAGAGCACAUCACUGAGCUCACAGCCGCCUUCACCAGGUUUGACCAAGAUGGGAAUCACACGCUGGAUGAGAAGGAGCAGGAACAAAUGCGACAGGACGUGGAGGAGGAGAGGGUGGCCCUCAACACUGAGAUCGAGAACCUGGGCCAGUCCAUUGUGAGCAGCCCACCAGGCAAGUUGGGUGCAGAGGCUGCCAGAGCAGGUGGUUGUGUUUCAGGAGAAGAAUUCUACACGCUCGCAAGGAGAGUUCUGCAGCUGGAGACUGCCUUGGAAGGAGUCGUGUCCCAGGUUGAUGCUGUGAGCUCAAAGCUGAAGAUGCUGGAGAGGAAGGGACAGGUGGCUCCUUCCUCAAGCAUGGGGGAACAAAGUAUUUGGGAGCACCUGCAGCCAGCUCCAGCUGUGAUUCCAGCCCACUGGAGAGUCCAGGGUGGGCAGGAGAGUGGUAGGGAGGGGUCCUAAAGCAUCAGACAGCUGACUCCUCUCUCACUACUGCUCCAGAAACUCCCUUGGCACAUGCCCUCCACUUCUAGGGUAGCAGUUCCCACCACUGCUGCUGUUGAGUCCCACCCUGUGUCUGGCGUUUUGAGCCAAUGUUUCUGUGUGUAGCUGGGCAUCAUGCUUAGGGUUGUGACUCAGUGUUUCUGUGUGUAGCCAUGUAGCUCUGUGAAAUAACAUUUCCCACUGGGCCUCUCACUCUCUGUGCUCCUAGCUCUGCUGUGAUAUUUAAAAAUAAUAAUAAUUAAAAACGUCAAUAACAAACAGAAUAAAGGAUGGAAAGGAGGAAAUGACUUUCUCUAAGCACCUGGAUAGCCAUGAUUUCUGAAAAAAGUAGAAGCUGAGGGAGUGGCAAUAUCUAGACGUGUUCCUACUUGCCAGUGAAACAUCCUUUGUGCAUGUAGAGAUCUUCUAUUAGCACUGGUGGGUUCUUGUCUUCCCCACA